GCUUCCUCCUGCAGGAAGGAAGCAAAAAAAAAAAAAAGGAAGAUCAAGCCUCCAUCCCAGCCUCACAUGCUUGCAGCACGCUGGGACAACCGGAGGUCUAAAUGUGCGCCACCCUGGUCGCCAUCCACGGUUCUUCCUUCUCCUUCCAAUGUGGACUUUGCAUGAUGCACCUUUGAGGCUUCAAGGAUGUUCCACCUCUCUGGGACUUUGCCAGCCGUCACUUGUGCGCUCCUGUUUGGAAUAACGUCCCUGGCCGUCGUCUGCGACCUCGCCGAGGGCUCCUCAGACUUCUCAGGCUACUUGUCCAAAGUGUUGAAAAACUACACCGAGCAGGCCUGUGACGGAGACCUCCUGUCUGUACGCUGCCCGCCACGCACUACCAUCACUGUCCAAUCGGCUUUUUACGGAAGAAAAGGCGUCUCGGACGUCCAUCGGUGUCCUCAGACCUACCAGGCCUUCCUGGGUUAUUUUGAUGCCCGGGAGGAUGAGUAUUGCUCCGUAUCCACUGCACUGCAGAAAAUGCUGGACGAGUGCCAAGACAGAAGGAGCUGUCAAGUUCUUGUCAACAGUCGAGUGUUUGGAAUGGACCAGUGUCCUGGCAGCAGCAAAUACCUCACAGUCUGGUACAAGUGCAGACCCAAUGAGUACAAGAGUAAAGUGGUGUGUGAGGAGGAGAGGAUGAGGCUGAGCUGCAAGCGAGGGAUGCAGAUCGCCGUUUACUCCGCCAUGUUCGGCCGAACCCAACAGGGCGCCCUUGAGUGUCCGCUGUACCACAGGAGAGCGCCGUCUGUUGAUUGCCAGUCGUCCAUUGCCCUGCAGGUUGUGACCUCCCGCUGUCAGGGAAAGAAGAGCUGUGCGGUUCGGGCAUCAUCCAGGGAAUUCGGGGAUCCCUGCUACUCUGGCACCAGAAAGUACCUGAGCGUCAUCUACACUUGUGUCCCGAAAAAGUUACUGCAGGAACAAAGCUCCAGACCACCUGUGUACUCCUCACCAAACAACGCCCAUGACCCCAACAUAGUAGGAGACAGCCCUCCUCAGGGAACCUCGGUCAAACGACCCGACACUGUUCCAGAUCGGAAGCGCACGAGAGAGACCAGCGGCAACCAGGAGAGGUAUCCAGAGGUCGAUAGGGAAGGGGGAGGAGAGACUCCGUCGUUGAGGCCCCCGGAGAUAAAUCCCAUUAUCAACUCCACCUCCGGCUCCAGCAUGGCCCUCAUUAGCAACGCGCUGGCAGCGUACACAUACGUCUCAAACCACCCAGAGAGGGCCGCCCUCUUCUUCGUCUGCGGCGUCUGUCUGGGCCUCUUCCUCACCCUCUUCGCACUGGUGGUCCAGAUCUCCUGCCGCACCGACUGCCAGCCCCGCCAGCGGCCCCCGGCCAAAAAGCGAACGCGCCCCGCGGACUCGUCCUCCGACUCCAGCGACUCGGACUCGGACUGGGACACCACGUCGGACCUGUCCGCCCGGCGGCACCGGCGCUUCGAGCGCACGCUCAACAUGAACGUGUUCACGUCGGCGGAGGAGCUGGAGCGAGCGCAGCGGCUGGAGGAGCGGGAGCGGAUCAUCAGGGAGAUCUGGAUGAACGGGCAGCCCGACGUCCCCGGGACGCGGAGUCUCAAUCGGUAUUACUGACGAAGGCUUUGGACGCAGAGCUUACUUGAGUUUUAGGGUGCUCGCCAGCACCCGCCCACCUGCAGACUUAAGGAACAAAGAAUUCCCUCCGUGGUCUUUGGUCUUCUCCUUUGGGUACCAUGAGAUAAAAACCCAUCUGCAGGAAAGUCUUCCCGCCGGUUACAAGGGGGUGAAAGGCUAAACGACCUUGCCUCUGACCUUAGGAGGGCCUUUUUUGAAGCAGGCUCUGGACCCUCAUAGGAGCCAGGCCAGGACCAUUUCUGCCUUUACCAAAAACAAAAUAUAUUUUUCUCAACCCCCACAAAAUCUAUUUUAUAAUAUUUAAUAGUUGUUUGUCCUCAUAUAUUAUGAUGAAAUAUUUUUAUACUGUCUGGCGCCUCAGGGAUGCAAUCCUCGUGUUCGGUGUUCUAAGAGCCUCAAAGAGGUUUUUAGUGAUUGAUCCUUAUUUUUGAUACAGUAUAAUGCAGUGCCUUUUCAAGCUAUAAGGUCCGAUGACUAGAAAUACCAAAUAAUUCCAAGUGUUGCCGUUUUUUUUUUUUGCAAAAGUGGGACCACUGGUCUCAUAACCAUCCAUCGGAGUUGAAAUCCUGUUGCCAUGACGAUGUAAGCUAUUUACAAUCCAGUUCUGUUUGUGCUUCCUUGGAUUCAAGUAUGGAAAUGAUCAUAUUUUUUUCUUUGGAUGUGUAUUUGUUGACUUGAUAGCACACAGGACAUAUUAGGGUCACCCACAUUGGGACAGCCUGUCUAAGCUGUAUCUUUUUUUUAAUUUUUUUUUUUUUUUUUUUAGAAUGGUUCAUGUUUUAAGGACUUUUUUUGGUUUGGAAUAUAAUGUUUUAAAAAUAACAUAUGCCUUCUGGUUUCUUCCGUUUAUAUUUGAUGACCCACUAAGCCACAGAUGCCAAACUCAAGGCCCGGGGGCCACGUCAUUUUAUUUGGCCCUUGAAAGCCUGGAAAUAAUAUGUUAUCAACUAUAAAAUUUUAAUGGGCCUGCUAUCUGUGCCCUGGACCUCUGGCCGGAAGCUGCCGUACUUAUUACAUGGUGCAGAGUGUCUAAAUCCGUGAGUUUUAGGUGUAACGAUACAAAAUGAGCCUA
Nerophis lumbriciformis (worm pipefish) is the source of this 2725-nucleotide messenger RNA. It is a transcript of the gene eva1aa, whose product is annotated as protein eva-1 homolog A. Gene Ontology annotation, molecular function: carbohydrate binding. The record is from RefSeq and is a predicted model, not a curated record. NCBI's taxonomy places the organism in Eukaryota, Metazoa, Chordata, Actinopteri, Syngnathiformes, Syngnathidae.